Molecule: messenger RNA, 516 nt
Organism: Symbiodinium sp. CCMP2592
Lineage: Eukaryota; Dinophyceae; Suessiales; Symbiodiniaceae
Source: the annotation of a GenBank genome assembly
AUGGACACCUCCGUCAGGUUGCAGGACGGACCGCCCAACGAUGUUUGUCUCGAGUGGUUUGAGGCAUUGCUGCAGGGCCUCCUGGCUACCGGCAUGAAGCUUCCAGAGGUGGCAGAGUGCUGCCGUGUGGUCGCAGCCGUGGCUGUACUUUCAGACCCAGAGCUAGGUGAGGAAUCACUGACGGCAGCUGCCACGCUCCUGCGAGUAGAGGAGCCGGCGCUUCGGAGCUUUCUCUCGCGCACGGAGAUGUCUCUUGGUGCAAAAGAGCGUGUCUUCCGGGAGAGGACACGCAGCGAGGCAGCGACACUACGAGCAUCCUUGGCACAGGAGCUGUACGCAACACUCUUCUUGUGGCUCACGCGCUUCGUUGCUCAAGGAAUUGCGCCUCCACAGGUGAAGUCCGGCCGUCUGCUUGGACUCCUGGACCUUUACGGCUUCGAGGUAUUUCCUUCCAACGGCUUCGAGCAGUUCCUCAUCAACUACUGCAAGCGCCCCGAGGGUUAUCAGAGCUUCUAA